ACAUUUAUUAAGGGAAAAAAAGUAGCGCCUACACUUUCGGCAAAUUUAUCAACACGACUUUACUGAGACUGCACGCAACUGUAGAGAGGACAAUAGGAGAAUCUAUUGCAUUAGCGCAUUGUACAUCCGGUGCAAUGGUCCAACGUACAACUUUCGGUGCAACGUACAACUCGCGUUUCCGGUUCACGAAACCACAACCUGAUGCGGAGCAGCUGAUUACAGAUAUCUACCCCCAGAUUAUUUUGAAUUAUUCAAUUUAUAUUAGAUCUUCUAUUCUCGCCCAAUUUCCCCAAUUCGCGUUUUCAUUCUGCUCGAUUGACUGUUUUGGAGUUCAAUUAUCAUGAGUUACCGGAGGGAUAACCGAUCCUCAAGGGCUGCACUCUUCGAUAACCUGGAUAGCCUUGAAGAGGGCGGUCUUAGGUCCUCUUCUUCUUAUUCAAGUGGUAUUGAUGAACAUGAGAACGAGAAGACUAUGGACAGUUUGCAUGACAGAGUCAGCUUUUUAAAAAGAUUGACAGGGGAUAUUCACGAGGAGGUGGAAAGUCACAACCGUAUGCUAGAUCGAACGGGAAACGAGAUGGACGCCUCUAGAGGAAUCAUGUCAGGAACAAUGGAUCGGUUUAAAAUGGUGUUUGAAAAGAAAUCAAAUAGGAGAAUCUGCAAACUUGCGACAUAUUUCGUGAUCGCUUUCUUUUUGUUCUACUAUACUGUUAGGAUUCUCUUGUAUUUCAUGUAUGGUUAAAGUGGGAUUGCAAGUAACUCCCGACAUAUUCCAAUUUUUUUUUUUUAAAUUUCUUUUUGACGAACGGCAACGAUUCUUAUAAAUUUCAUGUUUAAUUGUUCUUUUAUGUGGUGCAACUGUAACAAAGCUAUGCCAAUGUAGAGAUCUACACUGGUUAAAUUAAACUAACUACAUGUGAAGGGCAUUAACCAUGAUUUUCUAAACUAAGGUUUUCUCAUGUAGUAGAUAUUCUUCUUCUCUUUUCCGGUGUAAAUAGUUGUACGCGCGUGUGACUAUAUGUAGAUCUAUAGUGUAAAACUCGUCUGACUGACGCAGCAUUAAUUUUUUUUUCCUCUA
Molecule: messenger RNA, 1078 nt
Organism: Erythranthe guttata (spotted monkey flower)
Lineage: Eukaryota; Viridiplantae; Streptophyta; Magnoliopsida; Lamiales; Phrymaceae
Gene: ATBET12
Product: Target SNARE coiled-coil domain protein
Source: RefSeq, a predicted model, not a curated record